Molecule: messenger RNA, 2080 nt
Organism: Esox lucius (northern pike)
Lineage: Eukaryota; Metazoa; Chordata; Actinopteri; Esociformes; Esocidae
Gene: cyth4a
Product: cytohesin 4a
Exons: 13
Coding region: 33-1316 (427 amino acids)
Biological process (GO): regulation of ARF protein signal transduction
Molecular function (GO): guanyl-nucleotide exchange factor activity
Source: RefSeq, a predicted model, not a curated record
UCAGUAGGCUACAGUAGUUUUAACACGAAUACAUGUUUCCUGUUCUCUCGCCAACCCCUCAAACAUUCUCCCUGCCACAUUCUUUCUCUAACCCUUCAAACAUGGGCUGCAGAAGAAAAGAUAGCUUUCUCUGGGGCAAAGCUUCCAUUAACCCUAGCUCAAUGGAGAGGCGGGAGAUAGGAACUAUGAAGUUUCAUAAAAGGGACCUAUUAGAUGAUAUUCAGAAGCUGAGGUUGGAGAUUAACAGCGUCAUAACAGAACUUCACAGCAUUGAUGUGGACGAGGAGAACAAAAUCUUUGUAAGGAACAAGAUGUUCUUAUGUGGGAAAAAGAAAUUCAACAUGGACCCUAAAAAGGGUAUUAAGUAUCUGGUUGACCACAACCUUUUGGAAUGGGUGCCAGAGGCAGUAGCUGAGUUCCUAUACAAAGAGGAAGGGCUGAACAAGACGGCCAUAGGAAACAUCCUGGGAGAGAGGGAGGAAAUGUACCUUGAUACUCUAAAAGCCUUUGUAGACCUUCACGAGUUCUCUGACCUAAAUCUGGUGCAGGCACUGAGGCAGUUCCUGUGGAGUUUCCGUCUCCCUGGAGAAGCCCAGAAGAUUGACAGGAUGAUGGAGGCUUUCGCUGCGCGCUACUGUGACUGUAAUUCAGGUGUCUUUCAGUCGACAGACACCUGCUACAUCCUGUCCUUUGCCAUCAUCAUGCUGAACACCAGUCUCCACAACCCCAACGUGAAGGACAAACCGACUCUGGAGCACUUCUUCAGUAUGAACAGAGGCAUCAACAACGGGGGAGAUUUACCCAACGAUCUGCUCAUGAAACUCUAUGAGAGCAUCAGGAACGAGCCAUUCAAAAUCCCAGAGGAUGACGGAAACGACCUGACACACACAUUCUUCAACCCAGACAGAGAGGGUUGGCUGCUCAAAAUGGGGGGCAGAGUAAAGUCAUGGAGGAGGCGGUGGUUUAUUUUGACCAACAGCUGCCUGUACUACUUUGUAUUUACCACAGAUAAAGACCCCAUAGGGAUAAUUCCCCUUGAAAACCUAAGUGUUAGAGAGGUACCAGACUCUAACAAACAGUAUUGUUUAGAGAUCUACAACCCCAGAGGGCAAAAAAUCAAAGCGUGCAAAACAAAGAACGGAGGCAAAGUGGUGGAGGGGAAGCACCAGUCAUACAGGAUAAGUGCUGCCACAGCAGAGGAGAGGGAUGAGUGGAUACGCUCCAUCAGAGCAAGUAUCACCAAAGACCCAUUCUUUGACUUGGUGGAAUUGCGCAAAAGGAAGAUCCUCAAUAAUAACAGUGCUUCACAGGACUGAGAAGUCAGACACUGGACACGGUAGAUGUUUCUUUCCGUAGCUCACAUGGCGUUGGACUUUGAAAUGCUGUUUAGUACAGUAUAAUGUAGUGCAAUAUGAUCCCACUGAUGUCACUUACCUAGAAUGAAAAAUUAUAAGUAUGAACUGUGUGGUUUGCAACAACCACCACCUCACACUGUAACUCAAUUGAUGGUGCAAGUUAAUAGCCUCUCAUUCUGCUCAUGUUUUUUCUGUCAUUCCUUUUUAGAAGUCAUGUGUCUUUACAGAAGAAGUCUUGCAUUUUUCUGUAUGGAUUGAUUUGAACAUAAUGUACUUUGAGAGUCCCAAUCUACAUCUGUAGAUGUCCUAUAGAUAGUAGUAAUUACCUACAAACUUUCAACAAACUAUCUGUUGAUAAGCAACCAUUUCCUAAGGUUAGAGUUGCAGAGCAUUUGCAGAAUAACUUUUGGGACUCUCAAAACAGUGUAUAUAUUCAUAGUGGUUACCGGCCAGUUAUUUAAGGUCAAUAUUAUUGGAAACGCAGCACUUCAGAUUAAGCUCAGCAAUUUCAGUUCCUUCCAAACUUCUGCACUAGCCCCCAUUUCCUUCCACUAAGGGACACAAUACUUCAACAUGGAUUCAGCCCUAUGAUAUUGUUUAAAUAUUUUUGAUUAUGUAAAUAAAUAUAUAUAUAUAUGAAUAUUUAUGGAUUCAGUUUCCACUCAACUUUGUAAAGAUUGUGAAAGCAUCUGUCUAGCACAUUCUCUUAAAAAAGACAAACGAUA